AUGGAAAUAGACUACUCAGCAAUGUACUCAGACUUCAUAGGAAAACAAGUAAAAGUGCAAAUAUGUGACGGAUCAGAAUACAAAGGAACAUCUGUUGCAAUAGAUGUGUAUUUGAACAUAUCCUUAGAAUCAGUGGCAUACCACAGUGCUGCUAAGGAUGCAGUGGCAUACUACUCAUCGCUGUUCAUCAAGGGUUCAUAUAUAGACUAUAUAGCAUUGGAAUCGUGA
This is a messenger RNA of Ordospora pajunii, 228 nucleotides long. RefSeq lists its product as uncharacterized. Bases 1 to 228 code for a protein of 75 amino acids. Gene Ontology annotation, molecular function: RNA binding. NCBI's taxonomy places the organism in Eukaryota, Fungi, Microsporidia, Ordosporidae. The transcript has a single exon. The record is from RefSeq and is a predicted model, not a curated record.